Messenger RNA from Musa acuminata subsp. malaccensis (wild Malaysian banana), 1580 nucleotides. RefSeq names its product zinc finger transcription factor YY1. Gene Ontology annotation, cellular component: transcription regulator complex; PcG protein complex; chromatin. Gene Ontology annotation, molecular function: RNA polymerase II cis-regulatory region sequence-specific DNA binding; DNA-binding transcription factor activity, RNA polymerase II-specific. Gene Ontology annotation, biological process: regulation of transcription by RNA polymerase II. The record is from RefSeq and is a predicted model, not a curated record. Lineage: Eukaryota; Viridiplantae; Streptophyta; Magnoliopsida; Zingiberales; Musaceae.
UAUCAGGAGUCGGAGCAGGAAUCGGGUACCAUACCAUACCGGGAGGAGGUGCGAUAGCGGAACCAUGGCGACCUUUCCUUCCCCGUAUGCUGAAUUCCACAAUAUAUCUCCUCCUCUCCCUCUUGCUAUUAUCCCUUUGCCCCCGUCUCUUAUAACACCCCAUCUCCACUCGGAUUUGCUAUCCGCUUCAGCGGUUGUCUUAUCCAGCCUCCCCUAUUCCCCCUAUUGCUCUUCCGAUCCAAGCCCUAGCCGGCCCCUUCCUCCCAUCCGCCCUUGCCAUCGGCUCCACAAGGAGAUCGCCGUGCGAUGGAGAAGCGCUCCAUCGCCUCCGCUAGAGGCCGCCCCACUGCCGUCCGGUGGUUCAAACGAUGGGUUCCGCAGGAUGUGGUUGCUACAGGUGGGAAGUGCCACUUGUUGAAGUGGGUCACAGAGGGAAUGUUAAAAGCUCUGGAAGACAAGUCCAAGGAUUCAGUUGCUGAAGAGCAAAAACCUGAACCAAGAACAGAGACACUCUACCUCUGCACCUAUGAAGGUUGUGGGAAAGCUUUCAUCGAGUUUGGAGCUUUAAAGAAACAUACACACACUCAUGGAGAGAAGCAACAUGUUUGUCAAUACGAGGGAUGUGGGAAGAAAUUUGUAGACAGUUCAAAGUUGAAGAGGCACUAUCUGAUACAUACUGGUGAAAGACAGUUUGUUUGCCCACAUGAAGGCUGUGGUAAGGCCUUCUCAUUGGAUUUCAACUUGAAGUCACAUAUGAAAACACAUUCACUGGAGAACUAUCAUGUUUGUCCUUACCCGGAAUGUGGGAAGAAAUACACCCAUGAAAGCAAGUUAAAAUCUCACCUAAAGGCACACCAUGAAAAGGUUACUACAGUGGAAAUGGUGAAGCGCAAGCCAGCCUCGGAUAAGCCCCAUAAUACCUCUAAGUCUGCUGCUACUGCUUAUGUUUCUGCCUCUGCUGAGCGUCGUUUUGCUUGUCCAUAUGAAGGUUGUGGGAAAGCCUACAUCCAUGAAUAUAAACUGAACCUCCAUUUGAGAAAGGAGCAUCCUGGACACAAUCCAGUAGAAAAUCGCAAAUCUGCUCUUUCUAUCGACCAGACCAUUGAUGAACCUAGUAAUCAAGAUGCAUACACCACAAAGGGUGGUAUUGGCAAGAAUUCUAAAAGACGCAAACCCAAUCUGACACUGCUGAUGCCUCCUGCCAAACUUCCAAAACGAACAAGACCAAACUUGGUACCGCUGGAUACAAAGACUGUCAAGAAUCACAUGCAAACCAAAGAGAUGUACGAUCGAGGCAACAUCAAGACGGAUGGAUGGAGUCACCAUGAUAUGAACGACGAUGAUGAGAUGGAGGCUGUAAAGUGAUGUGUAUAUAUUCAAUACUUGGCUGGGUGGGCAGAUAGAUUUUAUCUUACUGGUAAGAAAGGAACUUCUGCUAGAAAGUUAAAUUUGUAUCGGGGAUUAAUUAGCCAUACCUAUUUGUUGCUGGAUCUACUUUUUGAUCGAUCCAGAAAUUCAAUUAUCAGUGUUAUUACAUGCAUUUAUAAUCAUAAUAAAGCUGAGAUAUGUCUUGAUAACAA